Molecule: messenger RNA, 2233 nt
Organism: Owenia fusiformis
Lineage: Eukaryota; Metazoa; Annelida; Polychaeta; Sabellida; Oweniidae
Source: the annotation of a GenBank genome assembly
GAAUUUUGUAAAAGUUACUUGCUACUUUAGAUUUGGUCGGGUAUUGUUAGUGACUGAUAAUAAUAGUUUUCUACUAUACUUUAGUUACAGUUGUGGUGUCUCAUAAAACAAUGUAUGGAUGGAAGGAAAGAAAAGGUGGAUUAAUUUCACUAGCACUUCUUGCUAACGUUAUAUUUAUAAUCUAUAUAAUAUCUAACGCUUACAGAACCCCUAAAAUACAUUCAACAAUUACCGAUGGUGGAAGCUAUGAUAUUAAACGUCUGGCGAAUUUACCAAAUACAACAAAUCAUAGGAACAUAACAAAAAUCGUGAUUUUCACACAUUGGAGAAGUGGAUCAACUUUCGUCUCUGAAUUAUUUUCGCAGCAUCCAGAUGUAUUUUACAUGUUUGAGCCACUGCGUGCUUGGGACUGCUUAAAACACUGCGAUCAUCCCAAAGACAAUACCAUAAUACAAAAUACAUAUAUAAAAGACAUAUUGAAUUGUGAUUUUGAUAAGAAUGACUUCUUGUCAAGGUUGAAAGAUCAUGAAGAAUUCAAAUGGGAGGUAACUUUUCGUGGUGUUGAUGACUUUGAAAGUAUUCCACACCAGUGUGCCAGUAAAAAGAUAAAAGCGAUAAAAGUAAUCCGUGCAGAGUCAUUGGAGCGUGUUGCUGGUGUUCUAGGCAGUGACACUGCUUUGUUCUUCUUGAUCAGAGAUCCUAGGGGUGUUCUAAAUUCGAGGAAACAUCUUCCUGAUACAUUUACUAAUAUGACUAACAAAGUUAGAAAAAUUAAAGUUUUAUGCGAGAACAAUUUAGAAAAUUAUGAAUUUAUACAGCGGUUCUCUAGAAAAUCAGCAUCUCAAUUACGUAAUAUGCCCUUAAUAAAACUGAUACAGUAUGAGCACAUUGCUUAUGAUCCAUUAAGCAAUGCAAAAAAGUUGUAUGAGUUUAUCAAUAUUCCAUUUCAUGAUAGAGUUGCCGAUUGGAUAAUGAAAAAUACAUUGUCGGGAAGUAAACCUAGACCUUAUGGCACUAAACGCAAUUCAAAGAAGGUCCCAAACAAAUGGCGGACUGGUUUAACCAAGGAAGAAAUACAUAUGGUUCAUAGUAUCCAAGCUUGUGCCAGGGUCAUUGAACUUUUGGGAUUAUAAUUGGCAGUACAAAGAAAAAAAAAAUUUGUAUCCAGUAACAGACUGCAACUUAGGAUACAAUUACAGGUCGCGCAAAACAGGGGACAAUUGGCGUAACAUUAUGGCGUCGAAAUGCCGGAACAAAACAAUGGGCAAAACAUGAAAUGUUAACAUCAAACACGACAGGCGUUACAUUUUGUCAAGUUUAGUCAACCUAAAAAUAAAAUGCUUUAUCCUUAUUCAAUCCUGAUACGAUUCACAGAGCAACAGGAUCUCGAGGUCAAUAUUUCUAAAAUGUCUUUGAAUUUUGAAAAAACGGUAAGGAGAUUUACUUGAAGCGGUCAAAACUGAUAUGCAAGGAAUUUGACGUGAAAAAUGGAUGCGUUAAAUUUUAUCAAGUCUCGUAAAUCAGCUCUUAUUUUAAUAUUAUUUGUAAAAUCUGUGAUGCGGUUAUUGUUUUGUACAUUUCGCAAGGACAACAUGAGCAAUUAAUCUUCUAUUCAAAUCAGACCUCAAUUAGAAGGUCAAAUAAAGGUAAACUUCUCGCUCAUCCCCUUCGCCUUCAAAACCUUACAAUUUUGAAGAUUUUAAAAACGUCCACAUAGGAAAAUUCGAAUUGUGAUCGUUAUGACGUCGUAAAGCAAAUGGUGCAUUGAACAGAGCAAAAUGUGACAUUUAGUGGUGUUUUGAUCAUUAUUUCAAAACUUAUCCCAAUUUAAUGCAAGGGUAAAUUGUUAUGUCUUCCAACGUAUUUUGCGAUGUCGAGAUAUAUUUAGCCUUAAAAAUAUGGUAGAUCACAUCAAAUUUGGCUAGGAACAUAAAGAAUGCUUUAAAGUGAUAUAUGAGUCACGUAAUUAGCUUUUUGACAAGGCGGGAACUAACACUUUUAAAAUGUGACAUUAGCCCGUAUUCUCGAAUUGUCCCUAGGUCCGCGCACGUCAUAAUUGCAUUUCAGAUCAAUUAAAAUAUUUUGAUGGUGAUAAUGUUGAAUUCAUGUUAUAUAAACACCACAUACUAGAUUUAGUAUAUAAACAAUGUUAAACAUGACGCAAUUAACAUGCUCAUUUGUUAAACAUCUAUUUUGCAAUUGAACAGAAUGCUAUUAUAUGAAUAAAUUCUCU